This is a messenger RNA of Leptonychotes weddellii (Weddell seal), 595 nucleotides long. The record is from RefSeq and is a predicted model, not a curated record. Lineage: Eukaryota; Metazoa; Chordata; Mammalia; Carnivora; Phocidae.
AGAUCCCGUGCCUGCUCUGGACCUUGGGCAGCAGCUCCAGCUCAAAGUGCAGCGUCUGCACGACAUUGAAACAGAGAACCAGAAGCUUAGGGAAACUCUGGAAGAGUACAACAAGGAAUUUGCCGAAGUGAAAAAUCAAGAGGUUACGAUAAAAGCACUUAAAGAAAAAAUCCGAGAAUAUGAACAGACUCUGAAGAACCAAGCGGAGACUAUAGCUCUCGAAAAGGAACAAAAGUUACAAAAUGAUUUUGCAGAAAAGGAGAGAAAGCUGCAGGAGACACAGAUGUCCACCACCUCAAAGCUGGAGGAAGCGGAGCACAAAGUUCAAAGUCUGCAGACAGCCCUGGAAAAAACUCGAACAGAAUUAUUUGACCUGAAAACCAAAUAUGAUGAAGAAAUUACUGCCAAUUCAGCGUCUUCCCAGCGGAUCUCCCUGCUGCCAGUUUCUCCCCGGACUAUCCAUCCUCCAAGUGUCUGUCUGCUAAAAGUAUCUUUCCGAAAUAUAAAUCUGAUCCUGUUAAAAUCUGUCCUCCUUAAAGUCUUUCCAUGGCUCUGUCUUGCCUCCACUGAAAAAUCAUGACAUGGUGCCUGAGCC